Messenger RNA from Quercus lobata, 4974 nucleotides. RefSeq names its product putative disease resistance protein RGA3. The transcript is spliced from 9 exons. The coding region runs from base 94 to 3474 and encodes 1126 amino acids. Lineage: Eukaryota; Viridiplantae; Streptophyta; Magnoliopsida; Fagales; Fagaceae. Gene Ontology annotation, molecular function: ADP binding. The record is from RefSeq and is a predicted model, not a curated record.
GAGUCUCAAAAAAAAAAAAUUCAACAACUACUGCUUUCUGCUCUCUUGUGAUCUAUCUAUCUUCCACUGUUUUCUUUCACUCACCAAGAAGAAAUGGCUGAAGCAAUCCUGUUGGGUAUUACGCAGACGAUCAUUGAAACGUUGGGCUCUAUGGCUUUCCAAGAGAUUGGAUCCACGUGGGGUGUCAAAGGUGAGUUCGAAAAAUUGAAGAAUAUUGUUUCCACUUUUCAAGCUGUACUACAAGAUGCAGAGGAGCAGCAGGGCAAGAACCAUCAAGUCAAGCACUGGCUCAUGAAGCUCAAUGAUGCAGUCUAUGAUGCGGAUGACUUGCUGACCGAUUUCUACACUGCAGAUUUGCGGCGAAGGGUGAUGGGUGGAGAUAAAAUGACAAUGAAGGUACGUUCUUUCUUUUCGAGUUCAAACCAACUUGCUCUUAGUUCAAUGAUGUCUCGGAAAAUAAAAGCGAUGAGGCAGAGACUUAAUGAUAUAGUAAAUGAUUGCAACAAGUUCCAGUUGGUAGAACAUCCUUUACAGACGAGGGCAGUGAUUAGGGAGAUGGACCAAACUUGCUCAUUUGUAUGUGAGGAAGAAGUUAUUGGGAGAGAGGAAGAUAAGAAGGCCAUCAUAGAUCUAUUAUUGGACUUUGAUUUUGAAGAGAAUGUCUCAUUCAUUUCCAUAGUGGGGAUUGGAGGGCUGGGCAAGACCACCCUUGCUCUAUAUGUAUACAAUGAUGAGAAAAUUAAGACUUAUUUUGAGUUGAGAAUGUGGGUUUGUGUCUCUGAUGUGUUUGAUGUAAAAACAAUUGUUGAAAACAUAAUUGCAUCUGCAACUGGCAGGAUACCUAUAAACCUUGGAAUGGAUGAGUUGCAACGUGAACUUCGUGAGCAACUUAACCACAAGAAGUUCUUACUUGUGCUGGAUGAUGUGUGGAACGAGGAUAGGAAAAGGUGGUUUGAGUUGAAAAGUCUAUUGAUGGGUGGCUCAAAGGGAAGUAGGGUGGUGAUAACUACACGAACUAAAUUGGUUGCAAUGAUUACUAGCACAAUCUCACCAUAUUAUCUACAGGGCUUGUCGAAAAACCAGUCUUGGUCUUUAUUAAAGCAAAUGGCAUUUAGAAAAGGGCAAGAAACGAUUAAUACUAAGUUUGAAGCUAUUGGAAUGGCUAUUGUAGAAAAAUGUUGCGGAGUGCCUCUUGCUAUAAAGAUGAUAGGGAGAACAUUAUACUUUAAAAGGACAGAGAGUGAAUGGUCAUAUAUCAAGAAUAUGGAACUUAAAGAUUUAUCUCAAGGAGCAUAUGGUAGUGGUAUUUUACCAAUUCUAAAAUUGAGUUACGAUCAUCUCCCUUCAUAUUUAAAGUGUUGUUUUGCUUAUUGUUCAUUGUUUCCUAAAGAUUAUGAGAUUUCAAAGUUGAUGGUGAUACAACUAUGGAUAGCACAAGGAUUUAUCCGGUCAUCAAACAAAACACAACAAUUGGAGGAUGUUGCUCAUGAGUACUUUAUGGAUCUACUUUGGAGGUCCUUCUUCCAAGAAGCUAGAGAAGAUCAUCUUGGGAAUGUAGUUGGUUUUAAAAUGCAUGAUUUAAUGCAUGAUCUUGCACAAUCAAUAUCAAUGGCUGAGUGCAGAAUUGUUGAUUCUAAUGCAGAAAAUGUCAGUGAAAAUGUUCAUCACUUGUCAAUUGCAUCUCACAAUGUUUUUGGGAAGAAUUUAAGCUCGUUAUUCAAAGCAAAGAAGAUACGCACGUUUAUUUUAAAAAGCGAUAACUGGAUAUAUCAUGAUAUGUCAGCUCUUGAUAGAAUUAUUUGUAGUUUUAGAUGCUUGCGUGCAUUAGACCUACAUUGCUUACAUAUUGUGGUAGUACCAGAUUCUAUAGCAAACUUGACAUAUCUAAAGUACCUUGAUCUUUCCAGGAAUGACAUUGAAGUUCUCCCUAGUUCUAUUAUUAGAUUGUUGAAUUUGCAAACACUAAAACUGAGUUAUUGUUUCAAACUUAAAGAACUACCGAAAAACAUUCAAAAUUUGGUCAAUCUCAGGAGUCUUGAGAUAGAUGGCUGUGAGAGUUUGACUCACAUGCCACCUGGAUUAGGGCAGUUGACUUCUCUUCAAAUAUUACCACUAUUCAUUGUGAACACUUUGUCCUACCAGCAUUGUGGUGGACUAGCGGAUUUGAACAAUCUAAAUAAUUUGAGAGGAGAACUUCUUAUUACAAUUUUGGGAAGGGUGAAAGGUGCUGCCACGGAAGCCAAGGCUGCGAAUUUGAAGAACAAGCAACAUCUUAGAAAGUUGCAAUUAAGAUGGCAUAGAUUAUGUAUCGAUGUCCCAGAUGUUCAUUAUGAUGAAAGUUUGUUGGAAGGCCUCCAGCCACACCAGGCUUUAAAAAUGUUGCAUGUGGAAUGUUACCAGGGUGUGAGAUUUCCAAGUUGGUUUCCUUUGUUGACUGUUCUUGUUGAAUUAAAAAUAUCGAAAUCAUUGUGCCAACAUCUACCACCAAUGUAUCAACUGCCGCAUCUCCGCUAUCUAUCUCUUAAAACUAUGCCUAGUUUAGAAUACAUAUCUGAAUCGGAAAUCACUGAUGAGAUCCCUGCUUCAACUGCAUUUUUCCCAUCCCUAGAGUCACUUGAAUUGUUGGGUUGCCCUAAUCUAAAGGGAUGGUGGCGGAGGGAUAUCAUGAAUGUAGCAACAAUGGUGUCAACACCAAGUUCUCAAUAUCAACAGCAUGUAUCAUUGCCUUCCUUUCCUCGUCUUUCUCGGCUGGAAAUCUGGGAUUGCAAUAAUUUGACUUCCAUGCCAAUGUUUCCAUAUCUUGAAGAAUCGCUUGAUCUUAACAAUGUCAGCUGCAAGCCAUUGCAACAAACAAUGGAAAUGAAAAUUACCUCUUCACUUCCCUCCUCUUCUUACUCCUCCUGUCCUCUCUCCAAAUUAAAGUCUCUGUCUUUGUUUGCGAUUCAGGACCUAGAGUUUCUGCCAGAGCAGUGGUUCCAAAACCUGGCUUCCCUUGAGAGACUAGAGAUUCAGAAAUGCCCUAGACUAAAAUCUCUGUCUCUAUCUCUGUCCGUACAAUAUCUCACCUCCCUCAAGUUUCUGGAGAUUAGCGGCUGCAAGGAGGUUGAUCUGUUCAAUGAUGAUGGCGCACAAUCUGUUAGCAUUACUACUCUGCAAACACUCAGAGUUUCAGAUGUUCUCAGCUUGAUUACUUUACCAGUGUGGAUCGGCGACCUUACAUCGCUUCAAAACCUUGAAAUUUACAGAUGCCCCAAUCUAAAAUCACUCUCCGACGGGAUUGUCAACCUCACAUCACUUGUAAAGCUUGGAGUUCAUAGAUGCCCCAAUCUGAAAUCACUUCCUAAAGGAAUGCAUUGCCUCUCCUCUUUACGAACCCUGAUAAUCACUGGCUGUCCCCACUUGAAAGAAAGAUACCAGGAGGGACUUGGCGAGGAUUGGAUUGCUCAUGUCCGGAAUUUAAUAAUUAGGGAUUAAAUUCAUGUUCAGCAACCAAUAUGCUUCCACUUCUUUGGCACUACACAAACAACUAAAAGGGUGCCUAGGAAACAUGGGAGGAUUGCCUAAAAUUGCUCACGUGGAUGAACCCAAAUCUUCAAAUUUUUAGCUAUAAGGAAUCAAACCCAACAGGAGGGUGGAUGCCACUGGUAUCAAUGCCCUCACAUGCUAAACCAGUUGAAUCAUGAAAAAAAGUCCCAAUGUUGUACUUUUGCUUGUUUACAAAUUUUGGGCACUGCAAUUGUGCCAAAAGUCCACAACUAGGUGGUGUAUAAGCAGACUGGAAAGUCCCACAUGCUGAUAUUGUAGUGACUUUGCUGUGGAAGAUCAACUUAGAUAACUAAUCAGAUAAGAGACAAGGUCAUAAUUCUAAACCAUCUAGGGUUGGUGUUUCUUCGAAAAAGUCUGAUUUAGUUAAUCAAAAUACAAAUCCUCAAUUUGCAUGCAACAUUGUAUGGAUGUUGGUUUCAUCUUCUACCAAUACCUUUUUGAGGAUGGCUUCAGUUUUAGGCAACUGCUGUUUGGGAUGUUCUACCAUUACCUAAUGGAGCAUCAGUUUUUUUGUUCAUAUCAGAAUAUUACAAGGAGAUUUUUCAGAAUUAAGAAAAGGAUGCACUAUUUGUUACAAAUAGAAGGUGGCAUUUCCUUAUUCCUUCAGAAUUUGAAAUCGGCUUCCGCUAAUUACUAGAGCAUCAGAGAAUAGCUUCAGUUUUUUCUUUUUCCCACAAAGAAAACAUGGCAUUGGAACUAGAGCUGAACAUUGGCUGGUUUGAUUGGGUUUAGGGGGCAGGGUUUGGAGCCAAGCAACCAAAAUCUUCCCCAGUCAGGUUUAAAAUCAUACUUGGAAGUAGCAGAUCUGGGGUUCGUUACUGGACUACUGGGGAGGUGAAGAAGAAGAUCUGGUACUGAAAGAUUCUGGGUAGAUAUGGGAUUUGCCUGAAGAAGCAAAUCUGGGACUGGGAUUGGGUUCUUAGUUGGGUGGUUUGAGAAGAGGUAGAUCUGGUCUAGGUUCUGCGAUUUGGAUAAAGAAGUUGCAAAUAUAUAUAUAACAUGAUCAGUGCAGUUUUCACUGGAAUCUGAAAUCGUCCGCCGACAACUGUACUGGUGGAGGUUGGAAUCUCAGUCACUCUACUGACCAUCGUCUUGUUCAUCUUCAGCAGCCUCCUCUGGCGGUGCGAUUAGCUUGGCUCCAGCUUGGCAACUCAGUCUUGAUCAGUGUGUGAACACUUCUAAUUGGAACUUUGAAGUAUGUUCUUUUCCUCACUCGUCAACAUGAUGCCAGGUGGAAAUCGGUGGGGAAUGCUCUAAGACUACUUAAUUAUUCUUGAGAUUUGAAUUGAUUUUUGAAGGAUCAUGCACUUCAGUAUCUGUAAAGGUUCAUACAACACCUUUGAUAUUCAAUCCUUUUCUGUUAAUUAAAUACCCAACUUUCUCUUAUUUUCUUUUGUUUACAUUUGGUUAAGUUUCUCAGUGAUUUGA